AUGGGAGCCGACCUGAGCACCGACUUCGGGGAAUACCCCGUGGAGCCAGCGGUCGCGCCCGAGCCCGAGCCCAAGCCGAUCCUCAACCCGUACGAAGCGUACAUCCAGCAGCUCGAGCGUGAGCUGGAGAAGUACAAGGCCAAGGAGAAGCAGGCCACGGCGAAGCUCGCCAAGGAGACGCUCAAGUGGACCAAAGAGAUCGAGGCGCUCAAGCGCCGGCACCAGGCUGAGCUCGAGCUCUACGCCUCAGAGGCCAAGGACGCCCGGCGCUUGAGUGACGCGGCGGCGACCGUCGACACCAACGCCCAACGCCUUGCCGACGAGCGCGCGAUGCAACUUAUGCAGCAGCGACUCAACUCGGUCAUGGAAGUCGACGACGCCACCUUCGAGUACAUCUCGGGUCCUCUCGGCUUCAAGCCAGCAGACUUCCCAUUCGCGUCGCUCAAGCCUGGCCGGCUCCCAGGCGGCACGCUCGUGCUGCGCAUCCAGCUCGAGGAGAGCUUCAAAGGCGACGAGGACGUUCUUCUGCGCUUCAAGAAGACCCUAGCCACCAUGCAAGUGCUCAACGGCGGCGACGGCACGCUCCUGCGCCUCAUCGGCGCCAGCAACCUCGACUCGGACGACCCGAUCGCGUACGUCGAGUACGUCACGGGCAUGACCCUCAGGGCGUACCUCAUGGACAAGCAAGACGCGACGUGGCCCGAGAAGCUGUGGAUUGCAGUCCAAAUCGGCAAGGCCAUCGUCCAUAUUCACAACCUCGCCGUCAUGCACCGCGACGUCUCGUGGUCCCGCGUUUUCGUCGAUGCGACUGCCAACGUCAAGGUCUUCACUGGCCUCAAGGUGCGCCAGGUCGAGCCCACGAAAAACAGCCAUUUCACCUCUGGUAUCUCGGAAGCUCGGUGGGGCGCACCCGAGACACUGCCGGAGCCUCAAGGCGGUGAGAACGGCGAGCUGGACAGCGACAGCGCCACGACGUACACGGACAAGAUCGACAUUUUCGGCCUCGGUCUCAUUUUGAUCUCGCUCGUGACGCGCGACGUCCCGUUCGGCUACGUGUUAAAGACCUCUGGGCGACGGACUCCCAUCGAUGACGACCUCGUCACUACCUGGCUGAAGAAGCGCGAGACGGCAAUCCCGAUGCUGACGCAGUCGUUCGACGAUGACUACGCAUGUCCGUCCGAAGAGUACAAGAAGCUCGCGUUGGAGUGCAUCCAGUUCGACCCCGAACUUCGGCCGACGGCGCCCGAGGUCGUCCGCCGGCUCGAGAUGAUCCGCCAAGCGUACGGCGGCGGCGGCUUUACCACGCCCGACCUCGACAAGGUCGACCUCAUGAUCGCGCCCGUCAAGACCACCGGCGCGCUCCACGAACCGCAUUUCGGGACUGCGUACGACGUGUGGUGCGAGAUCAACAUCGACGAAGCGAGCCGCAAGCCGGUCACGACGUCCGUUGCCAACGGCGGCGCUUCGCACAAAUUUGCCCCGCAGUCGACGACGCUUGCCAGCAUUGAGCCGCUCGUGCACACGCUCGUACUUCUCUUCAAGACAUCGACCGUGCUUCGCACCAAGACGAUCGGGAAGGUUACGAUUCCGCUCAUGGAGCUCCUCAAACUGGAAGGCGACGAAGUAAGCUUGACGGCGGUGCGGACGAAGAAGUACCCAAUCGUCCACGAAGGCGACCCCGUCGGUGUCUGUGAGUUCAAGAUAAUGUUCGGGUCGCGCCUUCGCGGGUACCUCGAGCUUUACGAGCGGCAGACGACCGAGUACUUGCGCAACAACGAAGACGGACCGUCGACGCUCGAUCUCCGCAAGAAGCGCGAUGUGGCCGCCGAGGCCUUGCUCAGCGGCGCGCCGUAGUUUGCAUCGCUGUGAUUCGUAUCAACUUGAUAAUAAGGUCAUGUAGUUUGCAUCGCUGUGAUUCGU
Messenger RNA from Saprolegnia parasitica CBS 223.65, 1920 nucleotides. Its product is annotated as TKL protein kinase. The record is from RefSeq and is a predicted model, not a curated record. Gene Ontology annotation, molecular function: ATP binding; protein kinase activity. Gene Ontology annotation, biological process: protein phosphorylation. Bases 1 to 1854 code for a protein of 617 amino acids. The transcript has 2 exons. NCBI's taxonomy places the organism in Eukaryota, Oomycota, Saprolegniomycetes, Saprolegniales, Saprolegniaceae.